AUGCUUACGGGUCUCGACACCAUCCUGCACUGGCCCUUCCCUCAUGUGGAUAUCUCCCGUGAGCAUCAGUUCAUGCAGCUCGCCCUCGUCCUCCGCGACGAGCCAUCGACCUCGAGAAGGCCGUGUAGGCUGACGGGGCCCAGGCUCCACGAGGGCCUCCCGUUCCCGCAAGGCUGGGACGCGUACGCUCAGUGUGUGCUGCUGUCGAUCAAGCUGUCCACCAUUUGCGUGACCGACAGCCUGCAGACGCACUCGCACUUCUGCUACUCCGGCUUCGACGGCAUCUUCCCGUCGAUCCAGGAACCCGACACGGAUGCCAUUUCGACUGAUGCGUCGAAGAGCGACGCGUAUAAUUUCGAGAGCGCUGCCCGAUGCGAUCACUGGAAGGUCUUGUAG
Molecule: messenger RNA, 396 nt
Organism: Fomitopsis serialis
Lineage: Eukaryota; Fungi; Basidiomycota; Agaricomycetes; Polyporales; Fomitopsidaceae
Product: cobalamin-independent synthase
Exons: 1
Coding region: 1-396 (131 amino acids)
Molecular function (GO): zinc ion binding; 5-methyltetrahydropteroyltriglutamate-homocysteine S-methyltransferase activity
Source: RefSeq, a predicted model, not a curated record